UUUUUGUAGUACUUCUGGCUAUUCUGGUGAUUAUACACGGCCUCAAUGAACAUAGACUGAAGCAGUUCAGGGCGAUGAACAAAUUCAAGAAAGCUGCAUUAAGAGUAAUAGCUGGAUGUUUAUCAGAAGAAGAAAUAAGAGGACUAAAAGAGAUGUUCAAGGGCAUGGACACCGAUAACAGUGGAACUAUAACACUCGAAGAACUAAAACAAGGUCUCACAAAGCAAGGAACAAAACUGUCAGAAAUGGAAGUUAAACAACUAAUGGAAGCUGCCGACGCAGAUGGAAAUGGAACGAUAGACUACGAAGAGUUCAUCACCGCGACGAUGCACAUGAAUAGAAUGGAUAGAGAAGAACAUUUGUAUACAGCGUUUCAGUAUUUCGACAAGGAUAAUAGUGGUUUUAUCACGAUUGAAGAUCUCGAGCAGGCGCUUAAGGAGAAGGGCUUGUAUGAUGGAGGGAACAUUAAGGAUAUCAUCUCAGACGCUGAUUCUGAUAAUGUAUGCAUACAUGUGUACUAAAACUUCAUGUCUGAAAUUUUUUCAAACUUUAUAUUAAAUUUUUUGUAGGGUAUUUUUCACGUUAUGAUACUCUUUUUUGUGUUUGAUUUUAACUUUUUAUUUGCCUUACUGAGUACAUUUCUUUCCAUUGCAGCUACACAACAGAAGUUGGAGAUGGAUGGUGAAGGUGGGAAGAAGAAGCCAGAGACGUGACGAAGGAAAAGCUUGCAACGUUGAUAAGAUAUGGGUUCUCUGUAGUCUUUAUUGUUCAAGUCUACUUAAUCAUGAUUGUUGGAUUUGUUAAUAAAACAUGUGUCAAACACUUGUUAUUUGUUUAAUAGAAUUGUGUUUAAAUUUAUUUACUAAUGUUAUUAUUUGUUUCAUUUUAA
Messenger RNA from Asparagus officinalis (garden asparagus), 889 nucleotides. RefSeq names its product calcium-dependent protein kinase 14-like. The transcript has 6 exons. The coding region runs from base 75 to 521 and encodes 148 amino acids. NCBI's taxonomy places the organism in Eukaryota, Viridiplantae, Streptophyta, Magnoliopsida, Asparagales, Asparagaceae. The record is from RefSeq and is a predicted model, not a curated record. Gene Ontology annotation, molecular function: enzyme regulator activity; calcium ion binding.